Molecule: messenger RNA, 14344 nt
Organism: Centropristis striata (black sea bass)
Lineage: Eukaryota; Metazoa; Chordata; Actinopteri; Perciformes; Serranidae
Product: dynein heavy chain domain-containing protein 1
Exons: 44
Coding region: 161-13687 (4508 amino acids)
Biological process (GO): microtubule-based movement
Cellular component (GO): dynein complex
Molecular function (GO): minus-end-directed microtubule motor activity; dynein intermediate chain binding; dynein light intermediate chain binding
Source: RefSeq, a predicted model, not a curated record
GUUAACUUUAGCGGUUAAAAAAACGUUAGCUUAACUAGAUAACGUUAACCAGCAAAAAGUGCAUGCUCAUAUAUUACAGAGUAAAGUCCUGAUGUAGACUGACAAGACAAAGUUUGUGAUACUUGAACCUGUUGAUGGUAUUCAUAGAGACAUUGGCAGCAUGUCUGCUGCCUCUUCAGAGAAAAGAUCCUAUGAUGGAGCUUCUCAGACCUGUGGUAAAGAUAAUAAUAGGCCGACAUCAAAGGUAAAGAAAAAGGCCCAUUCUCCUGAGGUGACUUUACCACCUCUCCGCACAGAUCCACCUUCUUGGUCAGCGGCCUUUGUUGGCAGGCCUCAGUUCAGUCAUGCCCCCAUGCUCAGAAAUGUCCUCUCUGAAAGACCUUUAUCAGUGGUGGAACUCCCUCGUCUUAUAUCCCAAGUAGGAUCUGAAAGAGCCAUAGGUGACACAAAAUGGACAGAAGGACCUCGACUAAUGGCUUCAGCAUUAGGGACCGACAUCCCUAUCAGAUCAACACAGAGUCUUUCAGAGAAAGAUGGCUCAAUAAAAGUUAAGGAUAAAAAGAAAACAACUUUGACAAAUGAAAAAGUGACCAAACCAGACUUGCCUCUCACUGGCACAGAGGUAGUUCAAAUCUUUGCCAAGAAAAGAGACCUGGGAGAAUUGCAGUUUUAUUACCUGAAAGAAGUGGAUGGAGACUCUUACAGACCCUAUGACCUGCAGGUGGUCCAUUACAGUGAAGCUGGCCCUGAGCACUACAUCUUCUCCCCUAAUUCUGUACUACAUGUGACAGAAAGGGGUUAUGGUGGAGUCGUCAGUUUGCCAGAGUGGUUUAGAGAGUCUCUGUCAUGGAAAGCUCUGCAGGAAAUUCAGUUUUUCAGAGACUUUAGACUGCGGAAAGCCUUCACCAGGUGGCACAGAAAUGUGCGCAAGAUCUUCUUUAAUCGCAAGUGUAAGGAUCUGCAGGAUCUGCUGUUUAUAGCUGUACCUCAGUUCAGGAAGGCUCUUUAUCUGAUCAUCGGAAUAAUUGAAGAACUGAAAGAGACACACAUGCUGCCACGGGAGGAGUCUACAACCUACACGUUGCUGGAAUUCGAGGAUGCACUGAUGACCAUGAAUCAGGAAUGUCUGCACAUAUUGGAGAAGUUAUCACAGCAUCGUAUUGGAAUCCUAAAUGCGCUGAAAGAGGACUGCUACAAGGCACACCAGGAGCUGCAGCUGCACAUGGAUUGUGCUAAAAAGCCAAAUAAAUGCUCCGAACCCAUUCACCUCCAUCUGGCUCACCAGCAGGAGCUGAAGAAAAAGUUGGCCCAGUCUGAGACCAUCUUACAGAAAUUGGGCAACUUUGCUGCUCUCGUGAAUCAGAUGAUCGUGCAAAGUCUCAUCAAGAUCGUCCGACAAGAUGUCAUUUCUUUUCUUGAAAAAGUUUUGAAGAGGAAGAAAUCUCAGCAAUGCUGUCUCUUCCAAACCAAGCUGUGUUUCAGUGCCAGUAGUCAGCUGUCUGUUGACCCACCAGUACAUCUGUUCCAAGAAGGCGUGAGUGAAGCACUUCUGACUGUUGGUGACUCUAUAAUUCAGAUGUGUGACAGGUGUGGAUUAUUCCUGGAGACCGGCAACAAUGUCUUUACCUCUGAUUUCGCUAAGGAUUUAACCACUGACUUCAGUUGUACUGAACAUCUGACUAUUAUAGGGAAGAAUGAGAAAAUUGAUGGAAUGGCCAGCUGCAGUACGUUUUGCUGCUGGCAAAUGCUCAGGGAAUUGUCAGCUCGCUGGCUGGAGCUGUCUAAAAACACUUCGCUAAUGGUGCAAGGCAACAGGCUGCAUGGCUGCUAUUAUCCCCUCCCAAAAGGACAGCUGGAGUGGCAGAUCAGCAUCAAUGACGUUACAAAAGAAGUUGAGAAAGAGCAGACCAAGAUUAUGCAGGAAGCUGAACUAGAAAUCCAGCAGUUGUGCAAGAGCUACUCAUGGUUAGUGGACAUCCAUUUGUUCAUUUGCCAAUGGAGCCGAGCCUCUUUAGAAUCCAUUAAGGGUCAGCCUGCCUUACUGUACGAGGAACACAUAAAGAAGCUACGUCACUGGGCUGAAAAAAUCUGCACGGUUCCCUCAACAAUCUCUACAUUCAACCAACUGUUCAUCAUCCAUUGCACCUGCAUAAAGGAAGAUCUAGGGCACAGGCUGAGGUUCAUGGAGGAGGAAUUCCUAGAGCAGCUAGCUGAGCAGAUAAAGCUGCACUCUGAAAACCUCAUAUCAGAGCUAGAGAGGGCUUCUACUGAACUCAAGACCAAACCUGGAGACUUACAAGAUCUCUCGAAAUACGCUGUAAUGGUGAGGGAGCGUGUGAAAAUGUUGGCAGACACACAGCAACGCUUGGAGUACAUUCACUCCCUCCAGGACACAAUUUGCAUCAACUACAGGAAGAUGACUGAACAGGAGCUGGCUUUGGAAAAAAAGAUGCUGGCCAUUUGGGAUGGCUUUAUUCCCCUCGUGAGGCAAGCAGAUAGCAUCGUGCACCAGCGUCUUCCUUCAGGGGCUAAUGCAUUGGACACAAUGUUCUCAUUUUUGGCCUGUGACCUUAAAAAUAUGGUAACUAAAGCUACAUCUGGACCCUUCCUUGACCCAACCCAGAAUGCAAAAGAGAUGGUCUCCAAACUUAAGCACAUGUGUUUACAUGUAAACAGUCUUCUUGCAAAGCUGGAACAACUCAGUCAGGACAGUCAAAAUCUACACGGACAUCCGAUAGAUUUGAACAUUUUAACAACAGGUAUUCAGAAGGUCAAAGCUCGUAAAGAGUUGUGGGAGCUGAUAGCUAUCUAUACAACAUGGAUGGAAGAAUGGAAACAGCUGCUGUUCAGCAAGGCUGUGGUGUCACAAGCUCAGGGGGACAUUGCCAAGUUGAAGGACCAAGCUCUAUCUCUAACAAGUAUCAUACCUAUCCAUGAUGCAGUGCUGCAGGAGACUUUAGAAGUCCUGGAAAGCUUAAGCCUUCAGCUAGCAGUCAUGGCCAAGCUGGCGAGCCCAACACUCACACAUAAGCACUGGGCACGCAUGGGCCUACUGUAUGUCCCAGAGAAGAAGGUGACUGUUGCUGACCUGAUGUCUCAGCAACUUAAAUGUAACCAGAAACUAAUUUCCAAGAUAUGCAGAGAUGCACAGGCGGGAUACGACAUGGAGCAGACCUUCCAAAAGCUUCAACGCAGAUGGAAAGCCCAAAUCUUCCAGCUGGAUAAAUUCACUCUGCCUGUUUGGCAGCAUCAGGAGCCACAACAUGGAUUAACAGAGACAGAGAAGCAAACAGACAGCACCAUUUCUGCCAGUCAACACCCCAGUAAUCAUUCAAGAUUCACUAUCAUUGGUCUGGAAAUAUACUUUGCUGAGAUAGAGAAUGAUUUGAUGGCUCUGUCCCCCAUGUUGAAAUCCCCACACAGUGUUGAGUUCAGACUGCAGAUAAAAGACUGGAUGCAAUCAUUAAAAGACCUAGAGAAGCUGCUACAUUUAUUUGAGAGACACCAGCAAGAAUGGGCCUUCCUGACCAAGAUGUUCCAUGAAACAUCAUCCCAGAGAGAGGGUCUGCUGGAACAAUUCAAACCAGUUGAUGAGACAUUUAAGGAAAUUAUGCACUCCGUAUCAAGUGACCCUCACAUGUUGAACUUUAUUCAUUCGAAGAAGAUGAAUGACAGAUUCCAUGGCGAUAGCCUUUGCCAGAUUCUCAUUGAUGGUCUUUCAAUAAUGGAGACCAUUUCAAACCAGAUGGUGGAUCUCUUGGAAACCAUCUGUAAACAGUUUCCAAGACUCUGGUUCUUGAGUGAUAGGGAAGUGAUACAACUGCUCUCCUUUCAUCCGACCCCUUUCACAUUGCAACCUUUUGUACGCAAAUGCUUUAAAGGGGUACAGUGGCUUGAAAUGGAUUGUAAAAUACCUUCUAAUACAAGAGAUGUAAAGAGCUGUCGGACUACAAAUCAAAGCCACAGACAGAUGAAGGUGCUUGGGGUUUAUGGCAGCCUCCAGGAACAUAUUACAUUUCCAUCUCCUUUGGAACCAAAUCUCAAUGCCUUGGAUUGGCUUUGUGUCUUUGAGAAACAAUUGAAGUUGACAAUGGUACAGCACAUGAAACAAUGUGCUGUCAGGCGAAACCAGCUUAAACCAUCUAGUCAGGAUUUGGCAUUCGGUAAAGAAAUCAGAGACAUCCUGCUCCACAUUACUGAAAGGAGGACAAUUGCACAACCUGUGCUGGAUCUCCUGGCUGAAUAUCCUCUUCAGUGUCUGCUGGUGGCUGAGGAGGCAGUUUGGUGUAAAGCUGUUUCACAAGCUUUCCAAGAAUCAAGCCCAGUGAAGCUGAGCAACAUAAAGUCGUACAACUUUGCAAAACUGAGAAACCUUGGCUGUUGCAUAAGGGAUAGAGUCACAGGGGCUAAAUGUACAUCUCAUGUUUCUAAGUACAUGAUGAUGUGUCUGCGUGCUUUAGUGCAACUUACAAUAAAGCAUGCAAAUCAGCUAUCUCGACUCAUGGAAGUAGAGUGUGAGCUGGAGUCGUCUUUUGAGUGGCUAAGUUUGAUGAAGUAUCAAAUCAACUCAGAAGAUUGGAGCAUCAAAGGCAAUGAUGAUCCAACAUGCUAUGUGGAUGUUUUGGGCCAUCAACUCAAAUAUGAAUAUGAGUACUUCGGCCCAGAAGAUUGGUUAAUGGUGCAUACGCCAUCCACAGAUCGAGCCAUACUUGGGAUUCUCCUUGCUCUGACAAGCUACAGAUGUGGGUUUGUGAGUGGACCUUGCAUGUCUGGAAAGAAAACGACAGUAGUCCAUUUAGGAAAAGCACUGGGGCGACAGGUUGUCAAUAUGCAAUGUUGUCCAAGCGUGAGACCCUGUGUUGUUCAGCGGAUGUUGAUGGGCGCCCUCCAGACUGGAGCAUUGCUUCUGCUGGACUCUGUGGACUUACUAACAAAAGGGGUCCUGUCAUUACUGGGACAGCAUCUAGUAGAGAUUCAACAGUUCUUCUCUGAGAUAACAAGAAAAAAUAAUGAAAGAGCGGGUGAGGAGCCAAAUGACAGAACUGCUGAGAGAGUUGAAUCUGAAUGCCAUAUGAUACUCUCUUCUGCCAACCUAAGCUAUGGAUGUGUUCUCAUCUCAUCAAAGGGAUAUCCAUCUGAGGUUCCGGAGAGUCUGCGAUGUGCAACCAGACCCAUCGCAUUAACCCAUCCAGAUUACAGGAUCAUUGCAGAAGUAAUGCUGACUUCCAUUGGUUUCUCAGAUGCCAUGCCUUUGAGUCGACGUCUAGCUGCUCUCAUCAGUCUGGCCAAGGAUUCGCUUUGUCUGCCUGAUUUCAUCAGUGAUGACCAGAGCUGCUAUCUUGUUGUCUUGCAAAAGAUCAUCACCGCUGUAAGUGAAAUACACUUAGAAAAAAAUGUAGGGCAACAAGACAUUUCUGAUGAAGCAAAAGGAGUGGCUGCAGGACAAUCUGAGACUGCCAGAGUUGUUGAACAUGAUAGAACAGAAACUGAAAAGCCUUCCAGGUUAUGCAGUUCUCAUUUGUCAGUCAUACAGGGUUUAAUGGAGGAGACAGCCAUUGUCAAAGCUGUUCUUUCUGUCUUCUUACCUGUUCUUUAUGAGGACAAGAAAGCCUCACAGUUCCACAUCAUUUUCAAGGACACUUUCCCAAUAGCAUGCCAGUUUCCUCUUUUUCAACAGUACAUUGAGGAAGAAGAAAAGAACCAACUUAAAGAUGCAGUUAUAGAAGAAUUGCAAAAGGAGAAGUUUCACUCUGACAGUAAAAUUAUUAGCAGUGCUCUUACACUCUACCAGACCAUGAAAUUCUCUCAAGCAAUUAUUCUCGUAGGCCCCUCAGGUAGUGGAAAGACAACCUGUUACUGUGUUUUAGCCGAAGCACUCAAUUGUCUGGCUACCAAGGCAGUGGAAUGUGUGUCUGAAAAUGACAACAUCAUUGAGGGAGAUGCCACACAAGCAGAGACACAGAUCCCUCCUUCUACCUGGACCUCUGUUGACACUGUGGUGUUGUUUCCUAACGCCAUGUCCCAUGAAGAGGUAUUUGGCUGUUUCUGUGAAAAGAGAGGAUGGCAAGAUGGAGCUGUUACAAAGGUGCUGAGAGAUUCUGAAAGAAAUGAACUAACAAGUUCAACAAUCUGUAACAAUAAGAAGAAAAGUGAUCAAAAACAAACCUGGCUGGUAUUGGAUGGGAAUCCCGUGGGGCAGCCAAGCUGGCUAGAUUACUUAUCUACUUUGUGCAGUCCUGAGGCCCCCUUUCUUUGCCUGUCAUCAGGUGAAACACUGCCAUCCCAAUCACACCUUAAGCUGCUAAUGGAAGUCACCGACCUACAGGAUGCAAGUCCCUCUGCAGUGACCCGUUGCAGCCUUGUUUAUUACACAGGUAUCGAUCUGUGGAAGGCUGUGUGGAAGAGUGAAAUGAAUAAUCUCUCUUUUGAACACAAACUGAAUGAAGGAACCUUGAAAAAGUGGAAUCGUCUGGCUGAAGAUCUUUUCUCCAGCACUCUAAACUUGGUUAGGCAAAAGUCUUUAACCUCUGCAAUCCAUAAAGAUGGGGUAUUAUUGAAAGGCCUUGUGUAUGGACUGCAAGAAAUCAUGUCAUUUGUUCGGAUCCUACAUGCCCUCCUGCAGCAUUUUGGGAAGGAUGUGGAAAAAGCUGAGGCAAAACCACAAAUCGACAAAACGGAUAUAUCUCUACACAGAACCAGAACAGCAGACACAGAGUCCCAGGCUAAACAAGAUCUGUUGGCCAGGAACAUUUUCCUGGUGGCGUAUAUUUGGGGAUUUAGUGGACAUCUGCAUCCUCGCCAUUGGCCACAGUUUGACUUACUAGUCCGUCAAGUGCUGUUUGCUUGCCGAUACAAAAUUGUGGUUCCUGAUGAAGAGAGUGUGUUUGAACACUUCUUUAACAUCGACAGCAAGAUGUUUCCUAAGAACACACUGCUUACAAAUGUCAUCCCUCCUCAGUAUGGAAAAUAUACGCAUCUCCUGAACCUCAUGUUGGAGGCAAAGCAGCCAGUGUUGCUCGCAGGAGAGCCCGGUUCUGGAAAAACCACUCUUUGUAGAACUUUGCUGACUUUUGACAAGUCACACAUUAGCCUACCAGCCAGUCCACUCCUGAGCUCCAGUCACCUGCACACUAUACUGAAUAACAUCAGGUGCCAGAAGAACUGUGAAGAUACUGUGGGUUCCAUGACAAAACAGCAGGGCCUGCUUCUUUUUGUGGAUGAUUUGCAUGAAUCUCCCUGUGAUGUCUUUGGGAAGACGUCCAUGGUUCUAGAAACACUACGACAGAGUAUUUCAUUGGGACAGGUUUUAACCAUUGAUAACUACACCUUCAAGUUUUUGAGUGCUGGAACCAUCAGCUACAUGGCAACCUGUGUCUAUGGAUUGGACAAUCACUCCAGUAAUGUGAUAUCUUCCAGGCUCUCACGUCUGUUCUCAAUCUUUGUGCUCCCCAGCCUAUCUAUGGACACCAUACUGUCUAUCCAUUCUCCUCAGCUAAAAAUCUGGCUCAAGGAAAUGCCACUUAAGCAGAGCAGUGGGGAUAUGGCACGUUGUAUCAUCACUGCAACUAAAAAUCUGUAUCAUGCAGUAUGUGACCAAUUCAAGGCAUCAGUGCAGAGGCCUUAUUUCAUAUUUUCCCAUCAUGACCUUCACAAGGUCUUUAGGGGAAUGUGCCUGUUGCAGCCAAAAAUCCCAAACACAGGGACAAUUCAGAAGAAGGAAUGCUCACUACCAGGCUUUUGUCCAGUCCUCCCAGGUCCUGCAACAGUUCUUAACAUAGUACAUCUCUGGAUGCAUGAGUGCAUGCGAACAUUCGGUGACAGGUUAUGCUCAGAGGAUGAAAGCAAAGCUCUUGUGUCACUCAUAGCCAAGACAGCAACAACACACUAUGGAAAUAGAUUGGUUGAUGAAACCCAGCCUGUCAGUUUAGAUGUCCAACCCUCUUCCACAAGCCUUGUUAUUCACACACUGCCUGUGGAUGCAGCAGACCCCUGUGAGCCAAUAAGUCAGAGUCUGAAUACACUAAAUCUGCCUCAGGGGCCAAAAGCAGAUGGCCUGUCAGACCUGAAGAAAGAAUAUACAUUGAUUGAACCUUCACAUUUUUCUGGCAACAUUUGCUCAGAAGAGGCAAGCAUAAAAUCCCACCCUCAUUUUUCCCAGAUUCUUCAGUAUAUGGAGGACAUAAUGGCUAAGCUUGUAUAUGGCCCUGAGCUUUCUGAGACCCCAAUGAAUCAACAUCACAAAAUAAAAUGCAGCUCUUAUCAGGGCCGAGAACUUGAAGCAUUACUGCAGGAGCUGUGUUCUGUCAUCAAUAAAAAAGAGGAAGAUGAAGGACAGAAAGAUGAUAAUGACCACAACAUUACAACAAGAUGCAUUGUACACAGACAGAGGGUGACACAGCUGCUACACAUCCUCAGAGCCUUGCUCAUACCCGGAGGUCAUGGAGUGCUGAUUGGCUCAGACAAAGGCACAGGCCGUAAAAGUACUGUGCGUUUAGCUGCCUAUAUAACAGGCUACCAGCUGAUGGAGGUACAUCCUGGUAAUCAGAAUAAGUUGCAUGAACUCCUAAAAGAAGCUGCAAAUCACACAAGAGUUUAUGGAGUCAAUGUCAUCAUACUGGCCCAUGAAAAAAUUAGCCAGUCAGUUAGAGAAGAACUGUUAGCAGCGAUGGCUAACAGAACGUACCCAGGGCUCUACACAGAUGAGGAGCUGAGGAAUCUUGUUUCUCAAGUGACUGCUGUGAAAAAUUCAAGACGUUACGUAAUGGACAGUUGGCUCUUUGAAAAGUACUUGAGCGAAAUCCACAGAAAUAUACAUGUGUUCCUGUUGCUUCCCUUGACCGUGUCGGACAGCAGUGAGGUACAUGCCAACAAUGGAAUGAAUGGAUGGAAUGCACAGCUGAUGAAGGCCCUGAGCCUCAGUUGCUGCGUGGAGGUGUACCAGCCUUGGUCCAGCCCGUCUUUAGUGGAAGCUGCUGCUCAAUGCCUCAAAACCAGUCCACCUAAAAUGGUGAGAGAAGACUUCAAGGCCAGUCUGACUGUGGCUAUGGCAGGAAUCCAUCAAUCUGCACAUCAGUAUGCUUCUGUCCUUUUAAGAGCUCAGCCUUUCAGCCCUCAGACUUAUAUGGAGUUCAUGGCUAACUUUGAUUUCCUCUGCAACCAUUUGCACAAUCAACAGCAGAAUCAAGCCAACAGAGUUGCCACUGUUCUGUCUCAUUUGGAUGCCAUGAACUACACAGCUAUGCAGUACAAACAGCACUUAUUAAGACUGCAAGAGAAGGUUGCUGAGACACAGCAGCAUGAGAAAGAGCUCCUGACAGCUGUCGAUUAUCGGAGGCGCCUGCUUGAAGAAGCCCAGGAGAAAUGUGUAGCAGAGGAAAACAAGCUGUAUCACCUGGAAGAGCAAAUUAAUUAUGCUCAGAAUCAGGUGAGACCCGUGUUCCUGUCAGGCCUUAAGAUUCUAAAUUCUCUGAAUCCAUCUGAUCUGGAGGAGGUGCGCCACUACAGAGAUCCACCUGAUGGGGUGGUGAAAAUCAUGGACGCUAUUUGUUUGCUGUUUAAUCGUCCACCAGGCUGGGAGAGUGCUAAACAGCUUCUUGGACAAUCACACUUUUUCCAGGAGUUGGAAUUUUUUGACCGCUACACUCUGACAAAUGAACAGCUUCAGCAGCUCGGCGAGAUAGUUCACAGUCCCCAGUUUGUGCCAGAGUCUGUGCGAGAGGUGAGCAAAGCCUGUGAGUCCCUGUGUCGGUGGGUCCAGGCUAUGUAUGAAUGCUGCUGUCUGCAACACCAGCUCUUGGUCAAAAAGCAAUUGGAGGUGCUGGCUGGAGAGGCACGAGCUCAUCUGCACCUUGCAAACCGGCAAAAGGAGGAUGCAUACUCUCUGGAAGAAGAUGCCAAGCUUCACCUGCAGAUGGUACAAAAAGAUCUGGAGGAAGAUCUGUCGAGGCUCCACGCGGCUGAGAGCUCAGAAAAAGAAGCUAAUACAGUUGCAAGGCAGUUGGAGACACAUGUCAGACACUUGAGAGCUGCUGCUCAGGAGGCAGAGUUGAAUAACCAAACCUUACCAGGAGAUGCCCUUAUCCUGGCUGCAGUAAUUUCUUAUUUAGGCCCCUUUGGACCUGAUAUACGAACAGAACUGCUAAGCAAGUGGAGGGAGCUAUGUCAGACAGGAAGCAUCAACAUUAACCCCAGGGACCCCAGAACCUCCCUGUUUAAACAUUUUGAUGCUACACCUUCUCACCCCCCUCUUGGUUUUCCCAUCCUUGUGUCUGAGAGGCUGCAGAUGCCUCUGGGUCGGGCAUUAGGAAUGCACCGGGACGCUCCACCUGACAGGAUGGUUGUAAAGCUGCUGCUGUGGGGUUGCAAGAGUGCCUGGGUUCAGCGCUGGCCUCUACUGGCAAACACUCAGCAACAUCUUGAUAUAAGCUCUCAAAGAUGUCUCCUCACAGAAGAGAAUGCCAAGCUUGAGAAUGAGAUAGAGUGUGGGAUGGUGCUUUGUGCUGAUGACCCACAGCUGCUGGACAAGCUGGACCAGGCUGCCGAGAAAGGUUUAAGAGUCCUGGUAACUCACAUGGAACGUGCAAUUCCCAGUCCACAGUUUCUGGCCAGAUUAUCACGCUCUGCUGGAUGUUGCCUUCCAGGGUUAAAACAGCAUGUUCAGAUGACCCACCCUGAAUUCUGUCUCUUCCUCAGCACCCAUCUGCCUGUCCAACUGCUCAGUAGUGAGAUCCAUCCAUCCAUCUUGGCUCAGGUACGCAUGGUUGACCUCUCUUUGAGCUCAGAAGAGAUCCAGGAGGUGAUGCUGACACAGCUGCUGCAGUCUGAGUGUAAAAAGCUGCUGAUUCAACGCUUGCGGCUUCAGAAUGACAAACAGUUGCUGCGGGAGAAACUGGUCUCAGAAGAGGAUUCUCUGAUGGACUACAUCCUGCAGUCCAACACCUCACUGCUGGAUGACUCUGCUUUUCUCUCUCGCAUGGCUGUUUCUCAAGAAACAAUGAAGAAACUGCAGGCUGAGAUCCAACAGCUGAGUGAGGAGCUGGAGUACCACGAGUCCCUGCUGGCUACGCCCCGACAAUUAAUAAGACUGGCUGCUGCCCUCUACCAGGCUCUGCAGGAGGUGUCCCGUCUUUCCCCUGCCUACUUCUUUCCCCUACAUGGCUUCAUCACUGUUGUGCAAGGUGCCUUUAUUGUGAAGGGCAGGCCAUUAGUGUCAUAUACCAUUGGGAAAGUCCCAGGGGGCAUAAUACCAGAGGUCACAAACAGUAUGGUUACCCAGCUGCUGGUCUGCUACAGGCCUUGUCUCUUCAAGAGCCAUUUCGCUGUUCUGGAGCUGCUGUUGUCUGUGGCUCUUCUGCAACACAAUCAGCUCUGCUCUGAGGCUGAAAGGGUGGCUUUCCUUAGGGGUCUUCAAGACAUAGAACAUCCUUUGACUAAAGUGAAACCCUGUUCGCUUCCUCCAAUUGCCUCGCAGUCCACUAGUGCUCUGCCCAGCUGGAUACCCCCAAAUAUCCACACAGAGCUCCUCUGCCUGGAGAAGAUCCCUGUCUUCAAAGGGUUGAUUGCCUCUCUCUCCACUUGCCCCAUUCAGUGGCAGGAGUACCUGCACCUCCCUUCCUCCACUGUAGCAGGGGCUGUUCCCUGUCGCUCUCACUUCCAUCUUACCCUGCUACAGCGGGCGCUCCUAUGGAAAACCAUGAUCCCAGACUGCCUGGAGGGACUCACGAAGGCCAUGGCUGCCUACCACCUCUGCCUGACUGGACAGACAGCAGGGACUGAGGCCCCCCACACUGGAAACCCAGAGGCCCUCUCACGGUAUCUUGUCAAACACAAAGGUCCCAUCAUCUUAACAUUGCCCAGUAAAGAUAAGUGGACGAGCAUUCAGCCUCUUCACUUAAUAAACAAAUUGGCCCGCUGCAUAGCAGAAACAAAGAAGGUUCAGGUGAAAGUCAUUUCUUUUGGGGCUCUGUGUGUCAGAGAGGUUGUUCUCCCAAUGCUGGACACAGCUGUUAGCCAUGGCCACUGGUUGGUUUUUAACAACUGCCACCUGUUGGAUCAAUGGGAUGAUAAAGUAGUGUCUCACCUCAAUCAGUUUAUCUCCUCUCUCAGAGAGGAGCGAUGCCUGAUUCACCCGUGCUUUCAACUGUGGUUCAUAACUCAAGAAUAUGCAUCAUGCUCCAUACCAGCGAUUGUGCGAGUGUGUGCCUUGUCUCUGGUCUGCGAUUCUCCCUGGGACUUGAGGGAGGAGCUGAGCUGCUCCUUUCAACAGUGUCAAUCAAUGUCAGGUGCCACAGGAGACAACAUGGAGCUCCUCCUGCACUGUGCCAUCUUCCACUCUGUGUUACUGCAGAGGCAGACAUAUAAAUACUUAGGCCAAGGGAGAAUCUACAAUUGGAGUCAGGAUGACCUCCUGGCUUUGAUGGAUGCACACAUUUGCAUUGCUAGUCUCUGCAAUGACAAAGUUAAGGCUUUGCACUAUAUUGCAGUCAAUCUAGUGCAUGGCGGCCUUGUGCUGGACUCUGCAGAUUUGGAGGUGGUGGACAGCGUUGCCAAGAUCUGCCUCAUCAAAGUGCCACCUCUGUUGGGCAGUGGACCACACAUCCUCUCAAAUUUGACAAGCAAUCCUGGCCACUUUGAUUUAUCAGAACUAAUGCAGAUUUUGGAGCAGGGUCUUCAGGAUUCAGGAAACAUCAGUGACCCCCUUGUGCUGGGCUUCAGUGCAGAUGUGGCAGCUGAGAUAAUCAAGAUCAAUAGCCAAAAUUUGAAAAUACUACUGCAGGCCUCACAGACUCCUCUAAGAGCAGUGAGGGGUUUCCAUACACAGAUAAACCAGGCCGCCACACUGCCAGCCUACAGCCAUGCAAGAGACAGACUGAAGGCUCUGAAGAGUUACCUCACACACAAAAAUGACAGCACAGUAAUAAAUGCAGGAGCUGUUUCUCACAGCCACCUAUGUGACUUCCUCCAGGCUGAGUGGGAUGAUCUCAUUGAUUUGGUGUCCUCGCUCCUCUCACAGCUCCAACAGCCCGUUCAAUACAGCACGCCGACCUUUGCUUCCCUCCUCCAACUCACUGACUUGCCUCGCUUGGAGAGGAGGGCAGAGUUGCUCAGUGCUUAUCUCUGGCACCACAGCACUUCAGAUCCUCCCAGUGCAUACCGACUAUCUGCUUUCAGAAAUGCCAGAGGCUUUCUGGUGGCAUUGAUGAGAGAGGCUGCUCAAGUAAAUCGGAAAUAUAUCAGUGAUAUAGCUUUGCAUUUCCAGGUUCUGAGUGAUAGUACAUACCCAACCUCCCUUCCCCUGGAUGCUGUCUACCUUUGUGGCUUGGAGCUGAGAGGGGCAUCAUGGGAUACACAGCUAGGAGCCCUAGAGGACGCAGUCGCUCUGCAGCCAUGCCUACUGCCACUUGUUCAUGUCAAGGCUCAAGUCAGCAGCACAUAUAGUUCUCGUGAUACCUUCCCUUGCAAAAGUUCACAUUUUAAUGACAGCAGCAAUGUCCAGGUUGCACAUGCUUCUCCAUCAAAUGCCCCACAAUUACCUCUCUAUCCCUGCCCCCUUUAUCUCGAUGGAGAGUGGGAGAGUGGAAACUGGGGACUGGCAGAUGCCAACAUUAUCACUACGUUUCCCCUUCAUGCUAAGCUAAAUCCUGUGUUGUGUAGUUUGAGAAGGGUGAGGCUAGUGAGUAUGCUCUGACUAAACCAGCUGAGUUGAACCUGCUGUGAUGCAUCAGACUGUAAUGUUUUGCAUGUUUUUGUAAGGUCUUCAUUAAAGUCUUUUACACAAUGUCAUGAUUUAUACCACUUUGUUUGAUCCAGUGAAUCCAACCAUCCUUGCUGUUAGGUGUUAUAGAGGUGAGGCCUUGUGCACCAUAUCCACACCCAACAUUAUGAUGAACUGACGCAGUUGGUCUUUAAGUUUAUUUUGAAAUCUGUUUAAAUGUUUCUGUAUAUUCACAUUUGUACCCACAUGUAGAAAGACAUGAAAUAUCCUCAAUCCUGUUCACAGUUAUCCCUAGGUCUGGGGUGUAAAAAUACCAUUUUUUAUUGCUUGAAUAUCAUAUUUUAUGGUUUAAUAUGUGUUGCAACAAAAUGUUAAAAAAAAAUCUUCCAUUUUUGCACUGUAUGUCAAGAUAUUUUCAGCAGAAAUUGUUCCAGAGGAGGCGUGAACUUUGUUGACUGUAGUAACCACAUUUCUUUUCCCCUCCUCUAGGUAACAUGGACAGGCACCAUUAUGAAACUUUUGAGAAGUUUGGCAACAAUACUGUCCUAAUACACCUUGACAACGGGAGGGCAUUUGGACGACACUCCAAGGAUGAACCCUCUAUCCUUGUCCCUCUGGAACAGUGUUGCA